ACGGGCAACCCUAGCAACAAUUAUCGUUGUAACAUGCCCCAAUCGAAGUUCUCUUCUCUCUUUCUCUCGUUCUUGCUCCACUACCUCAUCAUCCCUAUCGCUAGUGAUCACUCAGCACCUCCUUAUACUCCUACCGAAAACAUCACCCUCUCCUGCGGCUUCUCCGGCAACUCUAUUCCAUCACUAGAUGGUCGAAUCUGGAUUGGAGACAUACAACAAUUACAGAACAAUCCAUCAGUGACCUCCGCAACCGCUCAACCACCACCCUCCAUCACUGUACCCUACUUCACAGCACGCCUCUCUCGCUCCGUGUUCACCUACGUAUUCCCGCAGGUCACUUCUGGUAAAAAAUUCAUCCGACUAUACUUCUACCCAGCUACAUACCAAAACUUUGAGCGCUCUAAAGCCCUCUUCUCUGUCAAACUCGGUUCCUAUACUCUUCUUCACGAAUUUAAUGCAUCGGUUACUUCCGAUGCCGAUGCUAAUCCGUUAGAUACUAUACAAAGAGAAUUCUGCAUCAAUAUUGAAGAUGAUCAAGGGUUAAACAUAACGUUUGUUCCAAGCCCUACUGACUUGGAGGCAUACGCAUUCAUCAACGGAAUAGAAAUCGUAUCGAUGCCACCAUACCUCUAUUAUACUCCAGCCGAAGAGGAAAACCCGGGGUUUGAGUUUAUCGGCCAACCAAACAAUUUGGCGCGCAUCGAAAACAACAGUGCUCUCGAGAUGCUAUACCGAAUAAACGUGGGUGGAGCUGACAUCUCGCCUGCUAAAGACACAGGUAUGUUUCGGAUGUGGUUAGCUGACGACGACUAUUUGACAGUGCCAGGGUCAAGUGUUUUACCUGUUAACUUGACUAUUCACCUCCUGUUUAACCGAAUUGCUCCUUACACCGCGCCAGAAGAAGUCUUUCGAACAGCUCGGACUAUGGGGAAGGAUAAGGCAACAAACAAGAACUAUAAUCUCACCUGGGAGUUUCCUGUGGAUUAUGGGUUCGAGUACCUGGUUAGAUUGCAUUUUUGCGAGUUUCAGCCAGAGAUUAGUAAAGCGGGUGAUAGAGUGUUCCUCAUUUACAUAGAUAAUCAAAUUGCGGAGAAAAGAUUCGACGUGUUUUCAUCAGCUGGUGGAAAAGGCGUUCCGAUAUAUAUGGACUACGCAGUCUUGAUGCCUAGUGCCCAAGGAAAGGAGAAGAAAUUAAACCUCUCUGUCGCGUUGCGAGCAAACCCAGCUGAUUGGGAGACCACUUACAAUGAUGCUGUCUUGAAUGGUAUUGAAAUUUUCAAACUAAGCGACUUCAACCGCAAUCUAGCUGGACCCAAUCCUGAUCCACUACCGAUGACCCCAACAACGACUACGCCGCCGAGCCAAUUAUUUGAAAAGCAAACAAGGGUUAGAGUCUUGAAAAUACUUGGAGGUGUGGUUUCCGGAGUGGUUGUGCUAUCGAUUAUCGGCUUCUUUCUUUUCAGGCGAGCCAAGAGAGUCGAGCGCGGGGGCUCGAGUGACAGGACAACGUGUUGGCAUCCGUUUUCGUUUUCUAAGACUAAGUCCACCCAGGCUAGCGGGAGCGGGACAUCUCUACCGUCUGAUUUGUGCCGUUACUUCUCAUUGACUGAGAUCAGAGCAGCCACCAACAACUUCGACGAUGUUUUUAUCGUUGGGGUUGGGGGUUUUGGCAAUGUCUACAAAGGGUGUAUUGAUGAUGGGGCCACCCCAGUUGCGAUCAAACGAUUGAACCCAGGAUCACAACAGGGAGCCCACGAGUUCAAGACCGAGAUCGAGAUGCUCUCCCAGCUCCGUCAUCUCAAUCUCGUCUCCCUAAUUGGCUACUGCAACGAUGGCGGCGAGAUGAUCCUCGUCUACGAUUACAUGGCCCAGGGGACCUUCCGUGACCAUCUUUACAACACUGAUAAUCCACCUCUUUCGUGGGAACAGCGGCUCGAGAUCUGUAUCGGUGCGGCCCGUGGGUUACAUUACCUUCACAGGGGCGCGAAGCAAACGAUCAUACACCGUGACGUGAAAACAACGAAUAUAUUAUUGGACGAGAAAUGGGUGGCAAAGGUGUCGGAUUUUGGGUUGUCCAGAAUCGGUCCCAUUGGUGUGUCCAUGUCCCAUGUAAGCACAGUGGUGAAGGGCAGUAUCGGGUACCUAGACCCGGAGUAUUACCGACGUCAGCGGCUGACUGAGAAGUCCGACGUGUACUCAUUCGGCGUGGUGUUGUGCGAAGUAUUGUGUGGAAGACCACCGUUGAUUCGCAAUGCUGAUAAAGAGCAACUGAGCCUUGCUGAGUGGACCCGGCAACGGUAUCGCAGGGGAAAGCUUGAUGAGAUAGUAGAUCCAUUUUUGAAGGGAAAGAUUGCGCCGGAGUGUCUAGAGAAAUUUGGGGAGAUCGCAGUAAAUUGUAUGCUUGACGAUGGAAUGGAGCGGCCAUCGAUGAGCGAUGUGGUGUGGGGCCUUGAAUUCGCAUUGCAACUGCAGGAGAGCAAAAAUCAUAAAAAGCCCGCGACUAGUGAUCAUUGUGAUGAAGGAUUGACAAGUAGCAGUGGACGAGCGGAGUCGAAUGGAAAGAGUGGCAGGGUGAACAGAAGUAUGGUUUCAGAUAGCUUCACAUAUGGGACAACGUUCUCUGAGAGCUUAUGGAUCCUAAAGGACGAUGAAGAAGAUGCAUGGUCGCUCGCAACCAACUUGUCAACUAUCUAGCCAAUUGAGAGAGAGAAAUGAUUUCCAAGUUCCAUAAUGUACUAGCUAGGACGUCCUUAAUUAAAGUCUGGAUAACAACAUUCCAUGCUACUACAAUGUGAAAGAUCUUGCAUGCCCCCAAAUAUUUAUUAAGCGGAAAAUAUCUAAAAUUAACACAGAAUUCAUAUUAUUAAAAUUAUUACUUAACCCAGAAGUCUAGAAAAGAUCGACCGGUCAAUU
Alnus glutinosa is the source of this 2913-nucleotide messenger RNA. Its product is annotated as receptor-like protein kinase FERONIA. The coding region runs from base 34 to 2694 and encodes 886 amino acids. Lineage: Eukaryota; Viridiplantae; Streptophyta; Magnoliopsida; Fagales; Betulaceae. The record is from RefSeq and is a predicted model, not a curated record. Gene Ontology annotation, biological process: protein phosphorylation. Gene Ontology annotation, molecular function: protein kinase activity; ATP binding. The transcript has a single exon.